This is a messenger RNA of Folsomia candida, 4010 nucleotides long. RefSeq lists its product as uncharacterized. The transcript has 5 exons. Bases 597 to 2984 code for a protein of 795 amino acids. Gene Ontology annotation, cellular component: transcription regulator complex; nucleus. The record is from RefSeq and is a predicted model, not a curated record. Lineage: Eukaryota; Metazoa; Arthropoda; Collembola; Entomobryomorpha; Isotomidae. Gene Ontology annotation, biological process: regulation of transcription by RNA polymerase II. Gene Ontology annotation, molecular function: RNA polymerase II cis-regulatory region sequence-specific DNA binding; DNA-binding transcription factor activity, RNA polymerase II-specific.
ACGUACUUUCCUCCCGUUCUGGGAACCACGUACGAGUUGUGGUAGUGACAAAGUGAUGCUAGUCGGUUGGUUGGUGGCUAUAUGGAUGUGUUUCUUGGUCCUCCAAAUAUCUUGAGGAUGGUUCUGGAGAAAAAGUCGGAAAUGUACUUGAUCCGUCAACAAGUGGUCUCCGUCUCACAUUCCCAACUUGGCCAUUGUUCUGCUGACAUGACACGACUCCACCACUCGACACUCUCUUACAUUCCGCUAGGACGAGAUUACAUUUCAAAAUAGUACCCAAAUCAGUUUACACUCUCACCUCCAGCAACUCACAACUCCAUAUCCAGCAGCAGAAGCAGCAGAAGCAGUGUGUGCUCAGUUUACAACUUGGGACGACAAAAGUAAUUCAAGCCGUGAAAAGUUUCAAUAAGUCGCGAAACAAAACAGUGGGUGAAAGUGGUCAUUCGAAUCAAUCCUCAACUCCCCAUCAGCAUCAGCAUCCUCAUUGACUGAGAUCUGCUUACAACUAGAAAAAGUUUCACGGAGUUUUGUAUAGAAAAUAAAAUAGAGGAAGGUACGAUUGAUCGAUUCAGCGUUUCUCCAGUCAUUGGGGCCAAAUGAGACUCCCGAUGAAAACGGGUGGUCGAGACACCCACGAGCAGCACCAGGCCCCCACCACGACCACCCCUCGAUGUGCUGACAUCAUGGAUCGCGAGGAUCAAGGGGAUCUCAUCAUCGACGAGUCUGGGGGGCAAGGUGAGAUUUCUCCAGAUAACCAGCCCCACUCUGUGUACCCAACAACAACCCCCACGCCCACGAGUGCUCCCUCCCCGUACAGUGAGAGCGAGGGAGGUCUCGUCCGCCCCCACUCUAGUCCCACCCCUUCGUCCACCACGUCCUACGAGCAGCUCGGUCACAACUUCGCCAAACCCUCGUCCUCUGCCCUUUCCCUCCUCGCCAACUCGAGAAAACAGGCAGCAGCGGCGGCGGCGGCGGCGUCCUCCCUGAGAUACCACCCCUACUUUCGAAAGGUCAUUGAGGACAACAACAACAAGGACGACUUCCCCUACGGAGGAAACCCAUCUAACUCGCUCGUGCAUUCCAACGGAAUCUGGACCCCUUCGACCAUGAUCUCCUCCUCCUCCUCCUCUGCCCACUCCUCCAGCAGCACCAACAGUUAUGCCAACUCUGGAGCCUAUGUUGAGGACUUUAGCACCUCCCCCCAACAGCUCCAAGGCGGCGGCCCCACUUCGUCCCCAAACGAACUAAGCGUUCCCAAUUCUGGGGAAAGCAACGUGGCCAACAGCAAUAUGGCCAUGUUGCGAGGAAGCUUGGCAGCCGGCUAUCUGUACGACAUGACCGUCAAUAGCUCACACCAACAACAGGUCAGCAGCAACAGCAACAACUAUCACCACCACACCCACAACAAUACUCAGCACCACCAGCAGCACCAGCAACAGCAGCAUCAGCAGCAUUCUCACCAAUACAAAGUGGAGCAAUCGCCAUCUCCCACGCGGCCAUAUCUGCUCCCACACCAUGGGAGCGAUGGGGGUGGAGAAAGUCCCAUCAUGCCGGAAAUCCACGUCAAGAAUGCCUUCUUCACUCAGGACAAGGUGGACACAUUGUGCGACGUGAUGCUGCGAGACAGGAACUACAUGAUGCUGGAAUCCAUCCUGAACGGUUUGUCCAAGGACAUUCACGACUCUGAGAACGUGCUGAGAGCCCGAGCAGCCGUCGCCUGGUUCAACGGCAACUACAAUCUCCUCUACAAUAUCCUCGACUCGCGCGUCUUCUCGUCCAGGCACCACAAGGAGCUGCAGGACUUGUACCAAAGUGCGAGGUACUCGGAGGCAGGGAAAGUGCGGGGCAGGUCGCUGGGUGCAGUGGACAAGUAUCGCAUUCGGAGAAAGUACUCCUUACCUCGCACCAUUUGGGAUGGCGAGUCGACAAGCUACACGUUCAAGGAUCGUGAUCGCAAGAUGCUUAUCGAAGCUUAUCGACGAUGUCAGUAUCCAAACGGGGAGAUAAAAAAGGAGCUACAACUUCUUACUGGGUUGGACAAGAAGCAAAUUGACAACUGGUUUAAAAACAGGAGGCAGAGAGAUCGACCUCACGAUCAAAAGCCACGGAAAGCCAAUAAGAUGCAUCAUCAUCCCCCGGGAGACGGUGGGGGGCUUGUGAUGACGCCAGCCUCGUCGGCAGGGAGUGGUUCCACCCUCAUCUAUGCCAACAUGUCCUACCAGUCCAUGGGGGAGGACAGCAUGGACGUCAAGUACAACCCCUACAACAGCAACAUGGGGCCCACGCCCACACUGGCACAGAUCAAAUCUUACAAUGAGAUGGCCAACUCUCCAGCCCCCUCGCCAGUCAUCACCCAAAAGAAGACCAAUAAACGGUCACAUAAGAACAAUUCGACGGCCUGGGCCAAAGAUGCGGCUGCUCUGGUUGGCGAAAAGUUGGGGAAGCGAAAGCGGGUGAAAGCAUCCGCCACCACCACCGCCACUUUGGGAGGGGAUGGAGUUACCACGAGCGGAGAAAGCCAUCAUCCCUACGCAGCAUCCUACUCGGAUCUCUACAACGGGGGAGGGAUCAGCGGUCGGAAGGUGAACACGAUCGUCGUGAAUGUGGGGGGCAGUGGGGGGACGGGUGCUGAGGACGAGGACGACAAUAGCAACCCCUCUUCUUUCCAUCAGCAGGGCGGUCACCACCACCACCACCAGAACCAGCAGCAACAGUACUCUGGGAGCUGCAGCACCCUCAUGUUGAACCACCACCACCACCACCAUCAGGGGGGACUUGCAGGGAUGGGUGUGGCGAUGGGAUGGCCUGGGUGGCAAACGUCGUCGUCCUCGUCCAUGGGGGCUGCGGGGUCGACGGAAUCCUCGGGCUACUCCCCAAUGACCAUCCUUCCCAGUCUGGCAGCCAGCUUUAACCACCCCUCAGCCCAUCACCACCAUGCGAUGAACGUUCUCAACUCGGAGGCACGGAUUCAAGUCCAGGCGUAAAACGAAUCAGUUAAUACAGAUCAUACUUUUUUGGCAUAAUACUAAUUAUCUCCAGAAAUUGCCAGUUGAUUUUGCGGAAUCGGCAUCAUACGCAAAAUACAGAUUACAUAAGCACAGUUCAAUAAUGCAUGCAUUCAAAUCUCGGUUUCAUAUUGUGUUUUAUAAGCUUUAACCUCAAAAUCAAAAUCAAAAUAAACAAUAGGUCCAACCCCCUCCUAUGAUGCAUUAUUUUACUCUUUUGCCCUGUAUUUCGAGAUGCAGUAAAACAAUAAUAAUGUUGUAAUUCUAGACGCAUCCAACCCAACCACCAUUAGCUACACACCUAUGUUACGGGAAGGCUUGAUAAGUAAUCGUAAAAGUUUGCAUGCCCAAAACUCAAAUGCAUAAAGCAGAGAAGGAGUUGUCAGUGAUGAUGAACAUGAUAAUUACAUUGCUUUCUGGAUUAGGAAGUGUUCACAGUUUUAGCCAGUAAAGUCGCCUCACAAAUCACAAUGAAAGUGAAGAUGAAAAUGAAUAAACUCACAUGGAGUGGACUUUGCAGAAACAUAAUAAUGAACGCCUAAGGUCGGCUGGCGACUCAAUAAAUUCGCCCUUGAGAAACACCCACGACGAACCCCAUUUCCUCCCAGUGUAGCUUUUCAAUUAAUUGAGCACGUGACUAAUCACACACAUUUAAUUGUAAUUAGAACUAUGGGUCAUCUUUGUUAGUGCAAUAUUAUUGACCAUCAUCAUCAUCACAUUAGCAUUUAUUCAAGUCUUUAUCAGUAUAGAUUUAUUGUAACUACUAAAUAAUUUUAUGGGCAAUGAUAAUAUUUUUGCUUGGCUUGAGAGAUACGAAAGGAAACAAAUUGCUGAUGCUUAUUAUUUUAAUUGAUUUUUUUAUUAUUAAACUCUUCCUCCAACGUCUCAGCUACAAAAUAAGUCAGUUAUUAUUGUAAAUUAUUGUUACAAAAUGAGCAGAAUAUAAUGUUAUACUGAUAUUCAUGAUGAUGAGAUACGGAAGAAUAAUUAUUGUGAUUGUGUUGA